Molecule: messenger RNA, 1246 nt
Organism: Pezoporus flaviventris
Lineage: Eukaryota; Metazoa; Chordata; Aves; Psittaciformes; Psittacidae
Gene: EBI3
Product: Epstein-Barr virus induced 3
Exons: 7
Coding region: 33-1229 (398 amino acids)
Biological process (GO): cytokine-mediated signaling pathway
Cellular component (GO): signaling receptor complex; membrane; external side of plasma membrane
Molecular function (GO): cytokine binding; cytokine receptor activity
Source: RefSeq, a predicted model, not a curated record
AUGAAGACAGCAGGGUGAGGGAAUGGGAAGGGAUGAAGCUUUCUUGGCCAGAACCCAAACCCCUUUCCUGUGGGUCUGGGCCCCAGGAGCAGCAGCCCCAUGUGCAGGGGCUCCUUUGGGGCCACCCUUGGCAGCGAGUCCCCCCCUUGGGGACCACGUUUCCUGUGCGAGGAAGUGGGCUGAGGCCGGCCGGGACCGUGGCUUCCCGCUGCAGCGCUGCCAGAUCCUCUGCUCCGGGUGCCUGGUCCCGCUGCGAUCCCUGCUGGAACUGGGCAGCUCUGCUGAGACUCCUUGACAUGAGGUGGCUUUGGGUGGUGGCUCUUGUGGCACCCGCCUGCACCAUGCCCUACAACAGCACAGGGGGCAGCACUGGGGAUGGGGACAAUGGGGACAGAGGGCGCUGCUGGGUGCACUACAGCACCCUGGGCUCCGAGGUGCUGCUGCCCUGCCCGGCCGCAGCGGGGGGCACGGCUCAAUGGCGCCGGGGGGACACAGUCCUGGGAGCGCAUCCUGCACCGGGGCUGGUGCUGCCCAACGCCAGCCUGGCCCACGAGGGCCGCUACAGCUGCCACCACCCCGGCACCGGCGAGACCUGGGGCACCGUGUGCCUGCGGCUGGGCUACCCCCCCGCUCCACCUGCGCUCCAGUGCUGGGCCAUCAGCUACCCGCAGGCAGUGAACUGCUCCUGGGCUCUGGCCCCUGAGCCGCUGCUCGACACCGACUUCGUGGCCACGUACAGGCACGGCACUGGGGGGGACACAGAGGUGGGUGAGUGCAUCCCCACGGGCCCACGGAGCUGCUCCUUUGGGAACGUGCAGGUUUUCUCCCUCAUCCCCUAUGUGGUGAACGUGACGGCCGUGAACGCCCUGGGCGCUGCCUCCUCCAUCCUGCCCUUCCUGCUGGAGAGCAUCAUAAAGCCGGACCCCCCCGAGGCCCUGCGGGUCUCCCCCAUCCCUGGGGAGACCACGAAGCUGCUGCUGGAGUGGAGCCCACCGGGGUCCUGGCCCUUCCCGGAGUACUUCCCGCUGAGGUAUCGCAUCCGCUAUGCGCAGGAGGACGGCUCCGUCACCGCAAUGGUGGGUCCCUACGAGCAGACAUCCCUCACGCUGUCGGGCCUGCGCCCCGGAGCCCUGCUCCACGUCCAAGUGGCUGCCAAGGACUUCACCGACUCCGGGGAGCUCAGUGCCUGGAGCGCUCCCGCCGCAGGGAUGCCCUGGAUGGAGCCGUGAUGGGGGCACAGGGCCAG